AUGAACUGGUUGCCCCAUCUGAGGUACCUGCUUCUGGGACUGCAACUAGCUCUGCUCCCCACCUGGGGCAAAGAAGUGGUGCUGGGGAAGGAAGGCGAAUCGGUGGAGCUGUCCUGUAAAACUUCAAAGUUUGCGUUUUUCACCUGGAAGCUCCAGUCCUCGCAGCCGAUGCUCGUUCUGAAAAACUUAAACAACAAUAUCCCCCUCAAAGGUAAGUUGGAUCUGGAAGAUCGUGUGGAUUCCAAAAGAACGCAGUGGAACACUGGAUCCUUUCCUUUGAUCAUCAACAAACUUGAACUGAAGGACAAAGGGACAUAUGUCUGUGAAGUGGAGGGUAAAAUAGUAACAGAGGUGGAUCUGCAGGUAUUCGCAGUCGGCCAGGGCUCUUCAAUACAAUGGCAGCGCCCAGGAUCCCAGCGCACACAGCCUGGAGGCUCUACUUUCUCGGUGAACCAACUGCAGGCUGAGGACAGUGGCAUCUGGACAUGCAUCUUCUCCCAGGACCAGAAGACUCUGAAGUUCCACCAAAAUAUUCUGGUGAAGGGUUUCAAGAGGGGUCCUCGCACAGUGUAUGCCUUAGAAGGGAAGCAGGCAUUCUUCUCCUUCCCCUUGAACUUUGAAGUUGAAGAUCUGAAUGGGGAGCUAAGAUGGCAGAGCAUGGGGACCAACUCGCCCCAGCCCUGGGUCUCCUUCUCCGUGAAGAAAAAGAAGGUGUCUCUUCAAGGAAAACCCCACGGGCCCAAGAUCACUCUGAAGGAGUCACUUCCUCUGAACUUCACCCUGCCCCAAGCUUUAGCCCCCUUUGCGGGUACGGGGAACCUCAGCCUGCGUCUCCCCCAAGUGGUGCUAAGUCGGGAAGUGAAGCUGGUGGUGAUGAGAGUGACUCAGUCCCAGCACAAUAUGACCUGUGAAGUGAAGGGACCAAUCUCUGAUUCUCUGGUGUUGAGCCUGCUAUGGAGGAACCAGACGAAGGUGUCGGGCUUGAAGCAGCAGAGGCUGGUGGAAGUGCAGGACCCUGAGGCGGGGACCUGGCAGUGUGAGCUAAGGGACCAGACCCAGCUCCUGCUGACAUCAAAGGUGGAGGUCUCUCCUAAAGGCACAAAGAUAUCUAUGUUCAUGACCACGAUGCUGGUGGGCAGUGGCCUGGGCUUCCUGCUUCUCAUUGGCUUCUGCAUUUUCUGCUCUGUCCGGCACCGCAGGCGCCAGACACAGCGGAUGUCUCAGAUUAAGAGACUCCUUAGUGAGAGGAAGACCUGCCAGUGCCCCCACCGGCUCCAGAAGACAUGUGGGCUCGUUUGACUCACCAGGCCAGGCACCGCUUCCCACUCGCACCUCCCAAGCUGUCUCCGCAGCCUUUCCGGUUUGGGCUCCUGAGCCUUUGGACCAGAUGAAUGUCACAGUCACACACUCCUCGGCCAUACUUUCUCUUGGG
Molecule: messenger RNA, 1432 nt
Organism: Suncus etruscus (white-toothed pygmy shrew)
Lineage: Eukaryota; Metazoa; Chordata; Mammalia; Eulipotyphla; Soricidae
Gene: CD4
Product: CD4 molecule
Exons: 9
Coding region: 1-1299 (432 amino acids)
Biological process (GO): immune response; interleukin-15-mediated signaling pathway; positive regulation of ERK1 and ERK2 cascade
Cellular component (GO): membrane raft; external side of plasma membrane
Molecular function (GO): coreceptor activity; MHC class II protein binding; protein tyrosine kinase binding
Source: RefSeq, a predicted model, not a curated record